Molecule: messenger RNA, 729 nt
Organism: Hyalella azteca
Lineage: Eukaryota; Metazoa; Arthropoda; Malacostraca; Amphipoda; Hyalellidae
Gene: Mettl5
Product: rRNA N6-adenosine-methyltransferase METTL5-like
Exons: 4
Coding region: 73-714 (213 amino acids)
Biological process (GO): rRNA methylation
Molecular function (GO): rRNA (adenine-N6-)-methyltransferase activity; nucleic acid binding
Source: RefSeq, a predicted model, not a curated record
CUCCUCCUUCGGCAACUUCAUCCUUCCUGUCCUGCCGAGACUUGAUCCUACCCCACCCGCCAAGCCGGUGCAAUGAAGCUGAGGCAGUUGGAGGCGCACCUGCAAGAAGUGCAGGGCUUCCAGGAGCCGAAGGUGGCUCUGGAGCAGUACGUGACUCCGGCUCAUAUUGCUGCUCAUCUCCUGCAUGCUGCUCACGUGCAGUACGGUGACGUCGAGCGCAAAACUGUGGCAGACUUGGGCUGUGGCUGCGGCGUACUGGCUCUUGGAGCAGCCAUGUUGGGAGCUGCUGCCGUCACUGGUUUUGAUAUCGACGGUGCGGCUCUGGCGGUGUGUCAGGAGAACCUGAGUGAGUUCGAGCUGCCAUGUAUCGAGCUCGUCCAGACCGACGUUCUUCAGCUGCUCACCGACGCCGGCACUCGCUGGAGAAAUCAUUUCGAUACGGUCAUUCUUAACCCUCCAUUCGGUACCAAAAAUAAUCAAGGAACAGAUCUCAAAUUUCUUGAAGUAGCGGGCGCUCUGACCCAAGGGGCCGUGUACAGUCUGCACAAAAGCUCUACCAGGAAGCACGUCAUCCGCAAGGCCUCUACACUGGGACUCGCUGGGGAGGUCGUCGCGGAACUGCGCUACGAUCUCCCCAAGACCUACGCCUUCCACAAGAAAACCUCCGUCGAUGUACAAGUUGACUUUAUUAGGUUCACUCACAAAAACUCUUGAGGAUACAUUUCUGCG